CUCUGUUUGAUUAUGGUGAUUUUAUGAAGGAUUUGGAGAAUUUCGGCUGCUAAAAAUAUUACCAUAGACAACAUUGUAUGCACAGGAACGCUGGAUUCUCACAUUGCCAGUAUCAGUGUCACUGUAAUGUAUCUGGGACUCCCUUCUUGUCAGGGAUGGACCUGAUAUCAAAACCAUGAUGGCUGUGGGAGUGUGAAUGAAUGUGCAGUCAUCUUGUGGAUAGAUAUACAUUCCGUCUGUUCUCAUCACUCGUCCCGGUGUUGGUUUUAGUCUGGUACGAACUGUGGCGGACUUGAUUCCGCAGGUCUUGGACAGGCUACCAUGGGAUCAUGUAUAUGCAGGGACAAAUCCACGCAGCACGAUGAGGCAGAGUACCGGGACUUGAGGCACCCACCGGGGACGGCCAAUGGGUUUCCACGGCGAUCAGCGGGCUCCUCACGCAGUCAUGAGCAUGGCAGCAUCGACUCACUGGUGUUGGAGACGUUGGCACUCAUCCGCACACUCGUUGACAAUGAGCAGGAGCCGCCGGCUGCACUGCUGACUCUACACAAGGCCGCGGAGCGAGACCAAGGGUGGCUGGACGUGGUCAAGUCGCUCAUCCUCGUCAUACCAAUGGAAGAUCCUCUGGGGCCAGCAGUCAUAACUCUAUUGCUCGACGAGUGUCCACUGCCAACUAAAGAAGCUCUGUAUGAAUUACGUACAAGUUUGCAGUUGACAAGUCAUGGCCCAGCAGAAUGCUACAAUUCUCCCAGCCACCAGCGUAAUUUGUGCGUGAUAUUGGGCUGUUUGGCUGAAAAACUGGCAGGUCCCAGUAGUGUGUCACUGCUCUCCACUGAAGUUCUAGAAUAUUUGCUAAGUCAAAUGGAACAUACAAAUGAUCCCAUAGUAAUACUGCAUUCCAUGAUAGCUGUUGAGAAAUUUGCCCAAACUAGUGAAAAUAAGGUGACCAUAAGCCAUGCCUUAAAGCAGAAGAUCAUAAAUCCAUUGCUGAUCCUAGAAAAAUGGGUCAACCAUUCGGAGUUUAUCAAGAGAGAGGUCGGCUUCUGUGCCAGCUGGUGCCUCGACAACCUGUUUACUAUUGAGGGUCGUUCAUAUACAUAUGAAAAAGUUGACCUGAAAGGAAUCCAUGUGAUGCUAAACAACUACGAUGUUAGUGAAUAUCUAAAGAUAUCAUCUGACGGGCUGGAGGCGAGAUGUGAUGCGUCUUCGUUUGAGAGUGUGAGGUGCACGUUUCAAGUGGACUCUGGAGUCUGGUACUACGAGGUGACGAUCAUCACGGCGGGCGUCAUGCAGAUCGGCUGGGCCACCAAAGACAGCAAAUUUCUCAAUCAUGAGGGUUAUGGUAUUGGUGACGGCGAGUUUUCAAUGGCGUAUGAUGGUUGUCGGCAGCUCAUCUGGUAUGAUGCAGAUAGUGAAGCACACUCACAUCGUUGUUGGAAACCAGGUGAUGUGUUGGGUUUACUGCUGGACGUGGACAACCAGAAGCUGAUCUUCUAUCUGAACGGUGACCCACUGCCACCCCUGUCUCAGCUAUUUACUUAUGCAAGAAAUGGAUUUUUUGCUGCUGCUAGUUUCAUGUCAUUUCAACAGUGCCGGUUCAACUUUGGCUCAGAUCCGUUCAAGUUUCCACCAGAUGUGAAGUUCAAGAAUUUCAAUGACUAUGGUUCUCUUACUGAUGAUGAGAGGGUCAUUUUGCCACGACAGCAGAAACUGGAUUUGUUGAAGCAAGUGACAGUGAAGGAAGAUUCAUGCACUCUGUGCUUUGACAAACAAGCUAACAUUGAGCUGGAACCAUGUUCACAUAGAGGAAUUUGUGACGUGUGUGCAAUGCAGUUGGAGACUUGCCCAAUAUGCAGGAUGGAAAUAAAGAACAGAUCAAAAAUAAUAGAAGAAAUGGACACAAAUUCAGCUGGCAGUCAGACUAACAAAGAAAACCCAACAAAAUCUAAAUCUGAAAAUGUUAGAGAAGAAAAGUCGGCAAUCUAUAAAACAGAACAUGUUACAGAAGAAAAGUCCGCAAAUUCUAAAUCUGAACAUGCUACAGAAGAAAAGUCUGCAGAUUCUAAUUCUGAACAUGUUACAGAAGAAAAGUCAGUAAACUAUAAAUCUGAACAUGUUACAGAAGAAAAGUCAGCAAAUUCUAAAUCGGAACACUGUAUACAAGAAAAUCCAACAAACUUAAAAUCAGAACAUGAUACCCAAGAAAAUCCAACAAACUUAAAAUCAGAACAUGAUACCCAAGAAAAUCCAACAAACUUAAAAUGUGAAUAUGUUAUACAGGAAACAGCGAUUACUAGUGCCGGAAACCUCAAGCAAACAAUUACCAACCUAACAGCGGAGUUGCAAGAAACCUAGCAUCUAGUGUGUAUUUUAAAUUGUUUUAUCUAUCUAGACUUUUUAUACAUUGUUAAAAUACAUCAACAACAAAUAGUUGAAUUGAUCAACCUUUUUUGUGGGGUUUUUGCGUAUUUAAACCAAUUUUUUUUAAUUAAAAGACACAAAGUUGUUUGCUAUUUAUGUGUACUUGAUAUAGAAAUAUGUUUUUAAUGAUUUUAAGAGCUCUUAAGAUCAAAGGUAGCGAUUUAUUCGCCAUACCAUUGGUUAACUUUACCCACUUUAAAAUAUGUUUUUUGCAUCCACAUUAAACAUUUUAUUAAUUAAUUAAUUUAUUUUUAUAUUCUUUAGUAAAUAUCAGUGGUAUUUAUCUCUAUAUAUGAAUAAAUGUAUUGCAGUGUGUAAAAAUAUAAUUAUUUACAAAGUAUCAGGAAGAAGUAAUGGAUAAAAUGCACCAAGCAAUUAUUUUUAUACUUGGUUAAAAUACUUCACGAGUUACUCACAAUUUUCAACAUUUUCACAAGUCUUUUUUAUUAUUUUAUUACAUUACAAUUCUUAAGAUCCAAAAGCAAAUUAAAAGAAAUAUUUUGUUAACUGGCAGAAAAAAUGCUAUCAUGAAGUUCCAAGAUUUUAAAAUUAAAACCCCCCAUAAAACUUCAGAAAAAAUGCCAUCAUGAAUUAAUAAGUUCAGGAUUUUAAAAUUAUAAAAACAUAGAACUGUCUCUUUCCACAUUUUUUGGGAUAAUUUAUUAACAGCAACAUUUGUUAGUUUGCCCUUAUUAUUUCUAAUACCUUUUCAAUUUAUAAAUGACCAUCAACAAAAUUAAUCUACUAAUAAACAGAUUUGUGUUAACCAUUAAUUUUAAAAUUAAUUAUGAAUGUGCACCGCCUUUGAGAAUAAUUGAAAUACUUGUCUGUAUGAUUUGUUUGUACCAAACUUAUAGCAGCUUUGUCUGGGUGAUAUCUAACAACAUUCAUUUCCUACAGUAGCCAAUGUUCUCAAUUUACUGGUAGUAGACAAACAGACAUGGAGACGGGAUAGUGGUCAAGUGCUCGCAUUAUAUGCGGUCGUUCUGGGAUCAAUCCCCUUCGGUGGGUCCAUUGGGCUAUUUCUCACUCCAUCCAGUGCACCACAACUGGUACAUCAAAAGUUGUGGUAUGUGCUAUCCUAUCUGUUGGAUGGUGCAUAUAAAAGAUCCCUUGCUACUAGACAAACAGACCAACACAACUUUUACUGUAGUAGACAAAGAGACUAACACAACUGAUAACUCCUACUAUAGAAGACAGACUAUCACAACAACUAUAGUAAACAAAGACAACUCUUACUUCAAUAACAUUAGUAUAGAAGACUGACAACACUACUCCAACUAUAGUAGACAAACAUUACUUCUACUGUAGUAGACAGAGACUAACACUACUGCUACUGUAGUAGUAGACAGAUACCAACACAAGUUCUACUGUAGUAGACAAACAGCCGAACAUAACUUCUACUGUAGUAGACAAACAGACAAACAUACCUUCUACUGUAGUAGACAAACUGACAAACAUACCUUCUACUGUACUAGACAAACAAACACAACUUCUACUGUACUAGUCAAACUGACAAACACAACUUCUAUUGUACUAGACAAACUGACAAACACAACUUCUACUGUACUAGACAAACUGACAAACAUACCUUCUACUGUACUAGACAAACAGACAAACACAACUUCUACUGUACUAGACAAACUGACAAACACAACUUCUACUGUAGUAGACAAACUGACAAACACAACUUCUACUGUACUAGACAAACAGACAAACACAACUUCUACUGUACUAGACAAACUGACAAACACAACUUCUACUGUAGUAGACAAACUGAUAAACACAACUUCUACUGUACUAGUCAAACUGACAAACACAACUUCUACUGUACUAGACAGACAAACACAACUUCUACUGUACUAGACAAACUGACAAACACAACUGCUACUGUAGUAGACAAACUGACAAACACAACUUCUACUGUAGUAGACAAACUGACAAACACAACUUCUACUGUACUAGACAAACUGACACACAACUUCUACUGUACUAAACGAACACAACUUUAGCUUAUAUCAAAAAGCAGCCUGCACUAUUACAAUAAAUAGCUAAAUGAGGAGUAAAUUUAGCUUCACAACCUUCCACCUCAUUGUUGGUCAAGUAAUUAAUGUUGCCGUUAUACAAGUUGAGGUGUCCUGUUCAUUAAUGCCGCUGAACUUAAUUCAUCUUGAUGUUGUAGGCCUUUCCUAUUCAGAAAAUCCUAGAUCUGCUCCUGGUUGUCAUAGCCAAAUGUAAAUGACGAACGUCAUCCAGAGUUUAUUGUUGCAUAACAAAAUUUUCAGUAUUGGCCGGUCUUUUCAGUUAAAGAUGCAUAUAAACCUUUGCAAGCAGUGUUGUAUAUUAGAAUAUCUGAGUUUUGUUUUCUUUGUUGUGUAGUACUGAUUUUAAGUCUGUUAUGUAGGUUUUGUAGGUUUUGUUUUAGUCAGUCUAUAGUCUGUGAGAAUUUAUUUCAGUUUGCUUUUUGAUGUCGCACAGCUUGGAUUAGUAUGGUAAUCCAAAUGACACAAAUAAUGUUUGGGGAAAAAACCUAGAAAAAAUUAUAGUUUUGUUAGUGUUUUCAAUGACUGGCAAAAAUGUAGCACAUUCUACCAAGAAAAUUAAGCCUGUCAUUUUCUCUCCGUUUGAACGAGACUUUUGAAUGCACAGCUGAUAUUAACAUGAGCGUUUUAUGUAGUAAAAGAUAAUCACAUUAAAAUUUAUGAUUCAAUCAGCAACUCUUCAAUUAUUAAAAAACAUAAUUUUUCUGGGUACCAUUACAGGUGAUCUCAUGUGAAGAAAAAUAAUAAACCACAAAAACAACUACAAUUAACAACUGAGGACUAACACAGAUGGAACAUGGGACUAAAUGUUUUACAACUAGAUAUUUAUUAAGACAGAAGUUCUGUGAAAUAUGUUACCUGUUAUAUGAAACUGUUUUAAAUAUAUUAAGAUUGUUAUUAUUGUUUUGUAUAUUUGUUACUCGAUACUGUAUAUCAGAUAAUCCUGUAUAUACUUCAUAAUAUACACAAAUUUACCUAAAUAAAAGGCUAUAUUAACUG
Molecule: messenger RNA, 5462 nt
Organism: Gigantopelta aegis
Lineage: Eukaryota; Metazoa; Mollusca; Gastropoda; Neomphalida; Peltospiridae
Product: RING finger and SPRY domain-containing protein 1-like
Exons: 15
Coding region: 322-2355 (677 amino acids)
Cellular component (GO): cytoplasm
Molecular function (GO): protein binding; ubiquitin-protein transferase activity
Source: RefSeq, a predicted model, not a curated record